Oxyura jamaicensis (ruddy duck) is the source of this 3808-nucleotide messenger RNA. It is a transcript of the gene TBC1D23, whose product is annotated as TBC1 domain family member 23. The transcript has 19 exons. The coding region runs from base 53 to 2140 and encodes 695 amino acids. Gene Ontology annotation, biological process: embryonic brain development; retrograde transport, endosome to Golgi. The record is from RefSeq and is a predicted model, not a curated record. Gene Ontology annotation, cellular component: trans-Golgi network. Lineage: Eukaryota; Metazoa; Chordata; Aves; Anseriformes; Anatidae.
ACAGCCGGGCGCGCUGUACGGCCGCGCGGGGUGGCACGGCACGCCGACAGCGAUGGCGGAAGGGGAAGAGGCGCCGCCGCCGGGCUGCUGGGAAAAAGAUCUUGCAGAAGCUCUGGAAGAAGGAGGCUGUGAUCUUGAAACUGUGAGAAAUAUCAUUCAAGGAAGGCGAUUGCCUGCUCAUCUGAGGGCCAAAGUCUGGAAGAUUGCACUUAAUGUUGUGGGAAAGGGGGACAGCCUGGCAUCAUGGGACGGCUGUUUAGAUCUACCAGAACAGAGCAUAAUUCAUCAGGAUUGCCAAGAGCUAAUUGACCGGUUGUCAGUGCCAGAAGACGAGAAGUCAGUAUUGCUUUUGGAUAUUGAGUCUGUUAUUACUUUUUACUGUAAAUCACGCAAUGUUAAAUACAGUUCUUGCCUUGGCUGGACACAUCUCCUCAAACCUCUGGUGCACCUUCGAUUACCACGCAGUGAUUUGUACAACUGCUUUUACGCUAUCAUGAAUAAAUUCAUUCCAAGGGAUUGUUUUCUGAAGGGAAGACCAUUCCAUCUAUUUAGGCUGCUUCUUCAGUACCAUGAGCCUGAACUCUGCUCCUUUCUUGAUACCAAGAAGAUGACACCAGACUCAUAUGCACUCAACUGGCUUGGAAGCCUUUUCUCAUAUUACUGUUCAGCUGAAGUCACUCAGGCAAUAUGGGAUGGUUAUCUACAACAAGCAGAUCCAUUCUUUAUCUACUUCUUAAUGUUAAUCAUCCUUGUCAAUGCAAAAGACGUUAUCUUAGCACAAGAAUCAGACAAAGAAGAAAUGAUAAAAUUCCUAGAAACUUCACCAGCCAAUCUGGAGUUAGAGGAUAUAGAGGAUCUCUUCUCUUUGGCGCAAUAUUACUGUAGUAAAACUCCAGCUUCUUUCAGGAAGGACAAUCACAGUCUUUUUGGCAGCAGCUUACUGGGCCUCAAAGAUGAUGACACGGACUUGAGCCAGGCUCUUUGUCUAGCAGUUUCUGUGUCUGAGAUUCUUCAAGCAAAUCAGCAGCAAGGAGAAGGAGUAAGGUUCUUCGUAGUGGAUUGUCGUCCUGCAGAACAAUACAAUGCUGGGCACUUAUCAACAGCAUUUCAUUUAGACUCAGAUUUGAUGCUUCAAAACCCAUCAGAGUUUGCACAGUCUGUAAAAUCCCUAUUGGAAGCACAAAAACAGUCCAUUGAGUCUGGCUCCAUAGCUGGUGGGGAACACCUCUGCUUCAUGGGAAGUGGCAGGGAAGAAGAAGAUAUGUAUAUGAACAUGGUACUAGCACACUUCUUACAGAAAAAUAAAGAGUAUGUAAGCAUUGCCAAAGGAGGAUUUAUGGCCCUCCAGCAGCACUUAGCAGAUAUCAAUGUUGAAGGACCAGAAAAUGGAUAUGGGCACUGGAUUGCUAGUACCUCGGGUUCAAGAAGUAGCAUAAACUCCUCUGUUGAUGGUGAUUCUCCUAAUGGUUCAAGUGACGGCAAAGGAGUGAAGUCCUUGGUGAAUAAAAUGACAGUUGCUUUGAAGACUAAAUCUGUGAAUGUGAAAGAAAAAGUUAUUAGUUUUAUUGAAAAUACAUCCACCCCAGUGGACAGAAUACCUUUCAAUAUUCCCUGGCCAGACAGAGCAAGCCUGGAGCGACAUGUCAGCAGCAGUGACAGAGUAGGAAAACCUUACCGUGGUGUGAAACCAGUAUUCAGCAUUGCAGAUGAAGAAGAAUACGAUACUGAUGAAAUUGAUAGUUCGUCAAUGUCAGAUGAUGAUCGAAAAGAGGUCGUCAACAUUCAAACAUGGAUAAAUAAACCUGACGUGAAGUAUAACUUCCCUUGUAAUGAAGUAAAAGAAAAUGGACAUAUGUUUCCCAGUCAUCUCCUCGUCACGGCAACCCAUAUGUACUGUUUGAGGGAGAUUCCAUCGCGGAAAGGUCUGGCUUACAUACAGUCUCGACAGGCACUCAACUCUGUAGUCAAAAUCACAUCCAAGAAGAAACACCCAGAACUGAUUACCUUUAAAUAUGGAAAUAGCAAUACUUCAGGCAUAGAAAUUUUGGCAGUUGAAAGGUAUUUGAUUCCAAAUGCAGGUGAUGCUACCAAAGCCAUAAAACAACAGAUCAUGAAAGUAUUGGAUGCCUUGGAGAGUUAAUAACUAAAGACUUUGUAGAGAACAGUUUAUAAAGAAGAAGCAAUGAAGAUACUGUAUGUGGACAUGGGCUGGCUGUUUUCCAACUGAAUACUAACUUAAGAAUUUUUUUCUGUUUGCUGGUGAGAGUGCCUGAGUAGCAGGCUUAAGAUAGGGUAAAUUAUUACCAAUUUCUUAACAGGAUUUUUAUUUUUUUCUUUUUUCUUUUUUUUUUUUAUAAAGAAACGUGUAUUAUAAAGGUCAGUUUGUUUCUUUUUUAUGCACCCUUAAUGCAAGUGAUCUGCAUCUUUGUAAGAGAGGAUGCAGCUAGGUUCAUACAAGCAUGUUAAAGGAAUGAACUGCCUGAUAUGGCGAAGCAGUUGAAAACAGAAACAGCUUUAAAUGACUGAUACUUGAAAGUCAAAUGUCUUCGUGGCCUACAGUCUAUAAAUUUGAUUCUUGCCUAAUGGGUAGUAUCAAGGUCUAUGAAAAACUUAGCUUUGUAAGCAGAGCAAAUGAAAUCUUAGUAAUUUUCUUCCAGUUAAAAACGGUUAAGUGAAUGGGACAAAUUACUAAUAAUUUGGAAAGUUAACUUUCAGAAAGUCCUGUCCACUACUAGAUUAAAUAAUUUGAAUUGAUUAUAAGGAUAUCUUUAAAUACCAAAAUGAACUGUACACAAUAAGCUAUUACUACAGGGUUGUGAGUCUUUUAAAUUAUGCUAAAUUUUGUAUUUCAUAGGUUGAGAUUGUUUCUCUUGUGAGGAUGAGUGUACAUGUUGAAAUUGGAGUAAGUGCUUCAUGGCAGAGAAUGACAGUUGAAAACACGUUAUCUGGCUCCUCUGAAGCAAAAUGUCUAACAUGUAAAUUAGAUUUUUAAAUACCUUCAGUUCAUGCAGAAAUGAGCUUGUGCUGAUAGAAGGUGUGUUUGAAGAUUGAAGUUGUGGCAAGAAAAUUAACAUCCACAAAUAAAGUGAAGAGAUUCUAGUGCUGUAUACUUGCAAUAAAUGUAUUCAUUACCUGUUGCCUUCGUUGGUUCAACAUCUGUUUAUAUUCUUUUAAUAACUUCUAACCUAGUAAACAUUUGAGAGACGGCAACUGUGUAAUAGUGUAUCUGCAUCCUUCUGCUUGAUACAACACGAUUAAUAAGAAGGGUUUCUGUUGCUACAAAGCGCAGUACAGGAAUGCUCUUGGGGCAAAGGCAUAGCAUCUUUGUAGACAGAUAUGAAAAUUACCAAAAAUUGUGAAAUAAAGACACUAGGGGUUAGAUUUGUUGUGUGAAGUCUUCUGAGUGUUGGAGUCAGAACCUGUGAAUUGGUACAUCAUCAGGAGAAAAAAUAAACUGACCUUUAUAAAAGCCACUUAUUCUAAGUUAUUUUACUAGGAAUCAAGCUAGGGCACCUUAAUUCUGGAACUUAAUUCCUUUUUUUUUUUUUCUUAGUAUCUGAGUAAACACCAAUAGAACUUGAACUAUUGAAGAUAUUUGCAUGAAAUUGCACCUGGGCCAACACUCACAUAUUUAUAGUUUUGCCCAGCAGCUGUUGUAUUACAUUUUCUUCCUACUCCCUUCUGAAACUAUCCUGAAGAGUCUCUGACUCUGUGCCUAUUUCAGCAAUGAGAUUUUUUUCAUGUAAAGAUGUUUGUGUUACUGUUUAUAAACUACAGUUGUAAAUAAACCAGUACAAUUUGAACAUAA